Molecule: messenger RNA, 29298 nt
Organism: Strongyloides ratti
Lineage: Eukaryota; Metazoa; Nematoda; Chromadorea; Rhabditida; Strongyloididae
Product: C2 domain and PDZ domain-containing protein
Exons: 9
Coding region: 1-29298 (9765 amino acids)
Molecular function (GO): protein binding
Source: RefSeq, a predicted model, not a curated record
AUGUCUUCAUGGUUUUCAUCAUAUUUAAACUACUCUAAAAAAGUUAGUGAAAUGAAUGAUAGCAAAAAUAAUGAAAAAAAAAAUUCAUCUCAGAAUAAUACUCAAUAUAGCUCUUCAUUUCCAAAUGACUUGUCAGCAAGUUCUUGGUUAACAUCAGAAAAUUUUCAAACAUGUGUUGGAAAUUUAGAUCCUGAACAACAAGAACAUAUAAAAUUAGUUCUUGAAAAAGCACAAAAAAGUGCUAAAGAUGCUAGAAUAGUUAUUACACCCGAACUUCUUAGAAAAGGUUCUAUUAAAUUACAUGAUAAUGAUGUUAUAGAAAAUGAAGGUAUUUCAAAUGAUAAUAAAAAUGAUUUUCUUGAAAUGGAAGAUAUUCCAGAUGCUAUAAGUAUAAGCUUGGGAACAGCUUAUUCGUCUUUAAAUAAUUCUACUGAUCAUUUAAAUACACUUUCAAAUGAUUAUCUUGAUUCUAAUGAGGAUAUAGGAUUAAAUGAUAGUAUUUCAGAAACAACUAGUAGUAAAGGAAUUUAUUUUAAUGCCUCAGAUACAGAUAAAAAAGAAAAUAAUGAAAGUAUUUAUAAAGAAAUUGCUUCAGUAACAUCAACAAUAUAUAACUGGAUACAAAAUUUAGAAACACAAAAUGAUAAAAAAGAAAUAACAUGUGAAAAAUCUCAUGAAAAAAUCUAUAAUGAUCCCAAUUUUACAAAUGAAAUAUAUGAAAAUAUUAAUCCUCACAAAAAUAGUAGUAAUGGUGAAAAAGAUAUUAAUAUUUUAACAACAUCAAGUAAAUCAAAAAAUUUAACAAACAAUUUAUCAUAUAUUUAUCCUUCACCAAUAGAUAUUUUUUCUAUCAAUUUUGUUAACAAUAUUUGUCAGGAGAUUUUUAAAGAAGUGCAAAAUAAUAAAUUAAACUUAAAGAAAAAAUAUAAAUAUGAGAGUAUAAAUUGUUUAGAAUUAAAUUCUAUUACUAAUGAUAACAUUGAUAAAUUUUGCACAACUUUAGUAAACAAUAUAUUAUCAAGUGUAAUAAAUGUAAUGGAAAUUGGAAACAAAAAAUUUAAAAAAGAUAAUGAAGUUUUAACCUUUUAUUCUAGUAAUAAUAUUACUUCUUUAUCAGAUGAAAAUAUGAUAAAGAAAGUGUCAAAAGAAAAAAUAUUUGAAGAAAAUUUAACAAAUUAUUUUGAAUAUAUUGAUAAGACAGAUAAUACUAAUAAAAUAAAACAUGCGAAUGUUGAGAUAACAAAUGAUGGAUCAAAAGAAGAUUUAUAUCAAUCUUAUAUAAUUGAUAAAUAUACAAAUGAAAAUAAUAUAAAAAGCUUAGAAUAUUCAAUAAAUAAUAAAAUUCUAGUAAAUAAAAGUGAAGAUAUAAAAGAAAUAAAUUCAGAAAUAAAAAUGAAUGAAUUUGAAAAUGAUAAUAUUGAAUUGGAUAACAUUUCAUCAUCAUUAUCAUCAUUAUCAGAUUCUAUCGAAGUAAAAGUUUAUGACAUUUCUGAUAUAAAAGAAGAAUUAAAUAUAUAUUUAGAUGAAAGAGAAGAUAAAGAAAUACAAAAGAUAGAAGAUUCUUCAUAUUUAAGUUACUAUGAAUCAUUCUAUAAUAAAUCGUCACCCUUUGUAAGUCAAUUGCAAAAAUUUGACACAAUAAUUGAAGAAAAAUCUGAAGAAUAUUCUGAUUGCUACUCACAUACUUGUUGCGAAGAAAAUAAUUGUUCAUUGUCACAUCAAAAUCUUUCUGAUCUCUAUGUUAUUGAGUCUCCUGAUUUAGAUAAAAUUGAAUGUGAUAAAAAAGAGAUAAAUAAUGAGACAACAACAAUACCUUAUCUUAAUAAAGAUUUACCAAUAUUUCUUAAUAAAGAUAAUAAAAUUCCAGCUUACUUUGCUGCAUUAAGUCAAUUUAAAAAUAAACCAUCAUUAUAUUCAAGAAGUCUUGACAGUAAAGAUUAUUUAUAUGAAGAAAAAUUGAUAAUAGAUAGUUUUGAAGAAAAAUUUAAUUCUUCAACAGAAAAUGAAUCAACAAAAUAUGAUAGUUCAACUAAACAAAAUAGUGAAAAAAGUAGUUUUAAUGAUGAAAAAAUAAAUUAUAAUAUUGAGGAAAAUAAAAAUGAGGGAGAAGAUAUAUGUAAAAGAUCAUUUACUAAUAAAACUUCUCUUUCUUUAAAUGAAUUUUCAUUCACAUCAAAUGUAGAAACAAUUGAAAAAUCUAUGGAUACUUCAGAAGAAGAUUAUUAUGAUGUUAGUAAUUAUGAAAUCUAUAAUGAUCCUAUAUUAACAUGUACAAUUAGGAAAAAUUUUUCUAAAACUGAAAAUGAAGAAAAGAUUUUAAAUAUUAAAAAUGAAGAAUCUACUAGUUUUUUUUCGGGUAAUAAGAAGCCAUUUAGUUUUAAUAAUGGUAUUUCUUUAAAUUCAUUUUCGCAACAUAUAAUAAAUAGAGACGCAUCAAUCAAAUUUUUAUCCUUCUCAGAGCCUUAUGAUUUAAAUUUUAUAGACGAUAUUGGUAUAAUAAAGAAUUUUAGUAGAAAUAAUAAGAAACAAAAUAUAAAUAAUUUUAAUUUUUACCAUAAUUCAAAAAUUACUCAAAGUUUAUAUAAUUUAAAUGAUGUAUCCAUUAAUUCGUUAAAUUCAAUUAAAGGAAAGUUUAAUAAUAAAAUAAGUAUUUCAUCUGGAGAGACAUCUGGUGCUGAUGGUUUUGGAGAACUAUGUUAUUUAGACAGAAGUUAUAGCAGUUAUACAAGUGUUCUUUCUUAUGAUAGAAGUACUAUUGAAUCAAAUUUACCAAAUCAAACAUCUAAUGAUUUAAAUGAUAGUUUAAAUACAGAAAAAACAACUGACUUAACAAAUUCUAAAAUUAAUUGUAUUAAUCAAGAAGAAAAAAGUGAAGAUAGCAAUGAUAUAUUAAUAAAUUAUGUUUUAACUAGUGAAAAUACCAAAAAUGUACAAAAAUCAAUGAAAGAAAUGAAAGAUUAUCAUUUAAGUUUAUUUGAUAAACUUGAAAGUAAUAUUAAUAAAAGCACUAUUAAGAAUAUGUUAUUUGACAAUGAUAAUCAAUUAAAUUAUAAAGAAGAUGAUGACAAUUCUAUUGAAACUAAAUUUAAUGAUAUUAAAAUUGAUGAUGAUACUAAAUUAGCUAAUAAGAAAAUUGUAAAAAAAUUAUCAGAUUAUUUUAAAAUAUUAUCUGUUGACUUAAAAAAAACAAUUGAUAAUGAUGAAAUGAAAAAUAAACAUAUGUUUGAAACAACGAAGAAAUCUUUCGAUAAUAUUAAUAGUGAAAAAAACAAAGAAGGAGAUAAAUUUGAAAAUCCAGAAGUUAAUAAUAUAAAUUCAUGUAAAAAUGAGUUAUUAAAUUUUCAUAAAAAACUUGAUAAAGCUUUUGGAAGUUUAAAUAUUUCAAUUGAUCAAUACAAAUAUGAUAAAGUAAAAAGACUUUCAAUUGUAAAUGAAAUGGCUUCGGAAGAUCAAAUAUCUGAUGAAACAAAAAGUUUGUACUCAGAUGAUGAAGAAUCUUCUAUUAUAGAAUCAUCAACAACAACAUCUGGCGCAGAUGCAGAAAGUGUAUCAAGUGAAUAUAACAUAGAUAAUAAAAGUAACGAAGAAAAAAAGGAAGACAAAUCUGAAUUAACAGAAAAUAGUGAUAUAGAAGAAAAGGAUAAUUAUGAUGAUAAAUCAUUAUCAAAUUUAUCUGAUGACUACGAAGAGGUGAAAAGAUUCCAAAGUUAUAUUGUUAGAGCUGACACAAGAAAAUCUUCUACAUCAACAUCAGGAGCUGACGAUAUUGCAACAUCAUCAUUUGAAUCAUUUGCAGAUAAAAAAAUUUCGGUAGAAGAAACAAUAGAUAAUAUUCAAAUAAAAAAUGAUUUUUUAAAUAAAAAAUCAAUUGAUUUUACAAAUAUUGAACCUAAUACUACUGAGGAAAUGACUCUGUUUAAAAUUAACAAUAAGUUAUCAAACAAUUCAAUAGUUAAUGACGCAUUACUAGAUAAUGAACAAUUUACAACUUCUUCAGCAACAUCCGAAAUAUAUAAUCAAUCAUAUUUAUUAAAAUCACAAUUGGACAUGCAAAAUCCUUUAAAUAAUAUAAUGGAUUCAAUUGUAUCUGAAAAUUAUCGAAAAAAUAAAUUUAAUAUAAAUUUAACAACAAAUGUUGAAAAAAUAUUGUUUAAUCAGUUAACAGAAAAUGACAUCGAUAGAAAAGACAAUAAAAAUACAGUAUCAAAUAAUUACAUUAAAGAUAACAUAACAAAUUAUCCUGAUAUAAGUAAUAAAACUUGUAAUAUAUCAAAGAUAUUCGUAAAAAAUGUAUCAGAAGUCGAAAGCAUAAAUAGUAUUGAUGAUGCAAUAAAUGGUAGGAAUAAAAGUAAUUCAAUUGAUAAUCAGAAGAUUGAAGAACUGAUAGACGAAAUAAAAGAUGAUCAAAAUAAAAUAGAUUUAUAUGAUACUAGUUUCAUGUUAAAUAAUCCACAACUACAAGAUUAUGAGUACAUUGAAAAAGUUGCAAGGGAAAGGGCAUAUGAUAAAGCAAUAUUUAAAUACUUUACUACAUGCAAGCAAGAAACACCAACUGAUGAAGUUGUUUCUUCUAAAUAUUUUAAUCAACAAUCAUUGGGAAGUAUAGUUAAAUUAGUUGACAACAAAAAAGAUAACGUUACAUUGAAUGAUUAUGGUAAAUAUGAAUAUAAUACAAAUAACCAAAAAAGAUGUUCUGUUGAUGUGCAAAAAAAUACAAACCUUGUUAAACUUCCAAAGAAAGAAGAAAACGUAUUAACAAAAGAAGAACUAGAUCAUAUUCAUUAUGUAAAAAAAAUGUAUAAAAUUAAACCAAAUAACAAAAAGGAUACUGAAAAAUAUGAUAAAAAUAAUUGCACAACAUUUUUAAAUUCAAACUUUUUAAAUAAUUCAAAUAAUGACAAUAAUAUAAUAUCAACUGACAAAAGCACAGAUUCAUUAUUUAAUGUUUCUUAUAACCAAAUAAAUCCAAUAGAUGACAUAAGUAAUAACGAACAAUUUUUAUCAAAAAAUGAUGAAGAUAAAAUUGAUAGAAUAACUCCAAAUCAGAAUUCUAAAAAUAAUAUUAAUUUAGUUGAAGAAAAUAUUUCAUAUUUAAAAAUUUUGGAAAAAAAUUCUGAAGAAUAUCAGAUUCAACAAACCGUUCAUGAAAUAUGUACUUUAAGAAUACAAGAAAAAAUUCAAAAUAUAAAAAACAAUAGUAAACAUUUUGUUAAAAAAAAUAGUGUAAAUAAUCAAAAUAUCCAAGGAGAAAAGAAAAUUUUAAAUAAAUUAGAUAGUAUUGAAAAUAUAGAAAAAGAAAGAAGUGAAUUCGAAACAAAUGUUGCUUUAGAUACACUAUUUUACGAUCAAAAACAAGUUAAUUUAAAAAUAAAAGAAAAAUCUGAAAGUUCUAAUUCAUCAGAAACUUCGGGAGCUGAUGAUAUAAAAUUUUCAAUUGAUUCAUCUUUUGAUCAUUCGUACCCAAUUGACAUUCCAUGUUAUAAUAAAAAAGAAUCUCCAAUUGAAGAAAUUUCAAUUGAUAAAACUGUUACUAAUUUAGGUAACAAACAACAAGAAUAUGAAUUAACGGAAGAAGAAUUAGCACAUAUUGAAUAUAUAAAGAAAAUGGCUGAAGAAUCAGAAAAAGAUUUAAAUUUACCUAAUUCAUUCUCAACACUGAAACAAGAUACAUUAAAUGAAAAUAUUUCAUCUGAAUAUUCUAAUUCAUCAGAAACUUCUGGUGCAGAUGAUAUAAAAUCUUCAUUUGACUCAUCUUUUGAUCAUUCACAUACAGUUGAUGUUUCAUCUUAUAAUAAAAAAGAAUCUCCAAUUGAAAAAAUUUCAAUUGAUGAAUCUGUUGCCAAUUUAGAAAACAAACAAGAAGAAUAUGAAUUAACGGAAGAAGAAUUAGCACAUAUUGAAAAUAAUAAAAAAAUGGCUGAAGAAUCAGAAAAAGAUGUAAAUUUACCUAAUUCAUUUUUAUCUCAUAAACAAGAUACAUUAAAUGAUAAUAUUUCAUCCGAAAAAUCUAAUUCAUCGGAAACUUCUGGUGCAGAUGAUAUAAAAUCUUCAUUUGACUCAUCUUUUGAUCAUUCACAUCCAAAUGAUAUUCCAUGUUAUACUAAAAAAGAAUCUCCAAUUGAAGAAAUUUCAAAUGAUGAAACUGUUGCCAAUUUAGAAAAUAAACAAGAAGAAUAUGAAUUAACGGAAGAAGAAUUAGCACAUAUUGAAAAUAUAAAGAAAAUGGCUGGAGAAUCAGAAAAAGAUGUGAAUUUACCUAAUUCAUUUUUAUCUCAUGAACAAGAAACAUUAAAUGAAAAUAUUUCAUCUGAAAGUUUAAAUUCAUCAGAAACUUCUGGUGCAGAUGAUAUAAAAUCUUCAUUUGACUCAUCUUUUGAUAAUUCACAUACAAUUGAUGCUCCAUAUUAUACUAAAAAAGAAUCACCAAUUGAAGAAAUUUUAAUUGAUGAAGCAGUUGCCAAUUUAGAAAAUAAACAAAAAGAAUAUGAAUUAACGGAAGAAGAAUUAGCACAUAUUGAAUAUAUAAAGAAAAUGGCUGAAGAAUCGGAAUUAGGUUUAAAUUUACCUAAUUCAUUUUUAUCUCAUAAACAAGAUACAUUAAAUGAUAAUAUUUCAUCUGAAAGUUUUAAUUCAUCAGAAACUUCUGGUGCAGAUGAUAUAAAAUCUUCAUUUGUCUCAUCUUUUGAUCAUUCACAUACAGUUGAUGUUCCAUCUUAUAAUAAAAAAGAAUCUCCAAUUGAAGAAAUUUCAAUUGAUGAAACUGUUACCAAUUUAGAAAACAAACAAGAAGAAUAUGAAUUAACGGAAGAAGAAUUAGCACAUAUUGAAAAUAAUAAAAAAAUGGCUGAAGAAUCAGAAAAAGAUGUAAAUUUACCUAAUUUAUUUUUAUCUCAUAAACAAGAAACAUUAAAUGAUAAUAUUUCAUCUGAAGAUUCCAAUUCAUCAGAAACUUCUGGAGCAGAUGAUAUUAAAUCUUCAUUUGACUCAUCUUUUGAUCAUUCACAUACAGUUGAUGUUCCAUCUUAUAAUAAAAAAGAAUCUCCAAUUGAAGAAAUUUCAAUUGACGAAACUGUCACCAAUUUAGGAAACAAACAAGAAGAAUAUAAAUUAACGGAAGAAGAAUUAGCACAUAUAGAAUAUAUAAAGAAAAUGGCUAAAGAAUCAGAAUUAGGUGAAAAUUUACCUAAUUCUAUUUUAACACAGAAACAAGAUACAUUAAAAGAUAAUGUUUUAUCUGAAAAUUCUAAUUCAUCAGAAACUUCUGGAGCUGAUGAUAUUAAAUUUUCAUUUGAUUCAUCUUUUGAUCAUUCACAUCCAAUUGAUAUUCCAUGUAUUACUAAAAAAGAAUCUCCAAUUGAAGAAAUUUUAAAUGAUGAAACAGUUGCCAAUUUAGAAAAUAAACAAGAAGAAUAUGAAUUAACAGAAGAAGAAUUAGCACAUAUUGAAAAUAUAAAAAAAAUGGCUGAAGAAUCAGAAAAAGGUUUGAAUUUACCUAAUUCAUUCUUAACACAGAAACAAGAUUCAUCAAAUGAUAAUGUUUCAUCUGAAAGUUUUAAUUCAUCAGAAACUUCUGGUGCAGAUGAUAUAAAAUCUUCAUUUGACUCUUCCUUUGAUAAUUCACAUCCAAAUGAUAUUCCAUGUUUUACUAAAAAAGAAUCUCCAAUUGAAGAAAUUUCAAUUGACGAAACUGUCACCAAUUUAGAAAAGAAACAAGAAGAAUAUGAAUUAACGGAAAAAGAGUUAGCACAUAUUGAAUAUAUAAAGAAAAUGGCUGAAGAAUCGGAAUUAGGUUUUAAUUUACCUAAUUCAUUUUUAUCCCAUAAACAAGAUUCAUUAAAAGAUAAUAUUUCAUCUGAAAGUUUUAAUUCAUCAGAAACUUCUGGUGCAGAUGAUAUAAAAUCUUCAUUUAAUUCAUCUUUUGAUAAUUCACAUCCAAUUGAUAUUCCAUGUUUAAUUAAAAAAGAAUCUCCAAUUGAAGAAAUUUUAAUUGAUGAAACUGUUGCCAAUUUAGAAAAUAAACAAGAAGAAUAUGAAUUAACGGAAGAAGAAUUAGCACAUAUUGAAAAUAUAAAAAAAAUGGCUGAAGAAUCAGAAAAAGGUUUGAAUUUACCUAAUUCAUUCUUAACACAGAAACAAGAUUCAUUAAAUGAUAAUGUUUCAUCUGAAAGUUUUAAUUCAUCAGAAACUUCUGGUGCAGAUGAUAUAAAAUCUUCAUUUGACUCUUCCUUUGAUAAUUCACAUCCAAAUGAUAUUCCAUGUUUUACUAAAAAAGAAUCUCCAAUUGAAGAAAUUUUAAUUGAUGAAACUGUUGCCAAUUUAGAAAACAAACAAGAAGAAUAUGAAUUAACAGAAGAAGAAUUAGCACAUAUAGAAUAUAUAAAGAAAAUGGCUGAAGAAUCAGAAAAAGGUUUGAAUUUACCUAAUUUAUUUUUAACACAGAAAAAAGAUACAUUAAAUGAUAAUGUUCUAUCUGAAUAUUCCAACUCAACAGAAACUUUUGGAGCUGAUGAUAUAAAAUCAUCUAUUGACUCAUCUUUGGAUCAAACAGUUACUAAUUUAGAAAACAAACAGGAAGAAUCAGAAUUAGGUGUUAAUAUACCUAAUUCAUCUUUAGCUUAUAAGCAAAAUACAUUAAAAGAUAAUGUUUCAUCUGAAUAUACUAUUUCAUCAGAAACUUCUGGAGCUGAUGAUAAAAAAUCCUCAAUUGAUUCAUCUUUUGAUAAUUCAUAUCCAAUUGAUAUUUCAUGUGAUGUUAAAAAAGAAUCACCAAUUGAAGAAAUUUCAAUUGAUGAAACUGUUACCAAUUUAGGAAAGAAACAAGAAAAAUAUGAAUUAACGGAAGAAGAAUUAGCACAUAUUGAAAAUAUAAAAAAAAUGGCUGAAGAAUCAGAAUUUAACUUUAAUUCAAUUUUAGCCUAUAAACAAGAAACAUUUAAAGAAAAUAGUUUAUCUAAAAGUUUUAAUUCAUCGGAAACUUCUGGAGCUGAUGAUAUAAAAUCAUCUUUUGGUUCUUCUUUUGAUCAGUCUUUUUCAAUUGAUAAACCAUCUUAUUAUGUUAAGAGUUCACAAGUUAAAGAUAUAUUAUCAGAAGAAGUUCUAGUUAGCGGUGAAAACUGUAAUUUUCAUUCUGCAAAAGAAGGCCUUACCAAAGUUGAUUGUUUAAAAAAUCUGACUCAAGAUUUUAAUCUAAUUCAAGAUGAUCAAAGUUGUACUCCUAUUCAAGAAACUGUCAAUUUAAAUGCUGAUUUUACAUUUGAAAACAAUCAAUGUAAACAAUUAAACUCAUCAAAUAUCAUUAAUACAAUUUCUAAUAUUAAUAAUGAAUUAAAUCAAUUUAAUCAUUUGGAAAUUUCGUUAAAUUUUGAUAAUAAUCAAGAAAUCAAAGAUAAUUUUAACGAUGAACCUACAUGUUCUACAAAUAUUUUUGAUAAACAAAUAGAGGAAAUGAGUGAAAAACACAAAAACGUUUAUUUUACUAACAAUUACACUAAAAACAGAUUUUCUAACAAUGUAAUUCAUGAAUACAUUGAUGAUUCUGCUAAAAAUGAGAUUGGUUGUGAAAUGCCAACAAAAGAAUCUUUUUGUGUAGCUAAUAAAUUGGUUGGUGAAAAAGAGUUAUUACCAUCAAAAACUAACAAAAAUUUAAUAUAUUGUAAAAGUGUAUCUUUAUAUGAUAAAACAAAAAUAUUUAUGACACAAGACAGUUAUGAUUUUCCACUAAUAUCUGAAACAAAUGAACAAUCUAAUCCAUGUGUACUUGUUACAAAUAAUGAUUAUACAGAAAAAAUAUCGCUUAACAUUCAAUCGAAAAAAGAGGUAGAAGCAAAUGAAAUAAAUAAAUCGAAUAUGACAAUAGCUAAAGAAAUAUCAGAAAAUUUUGAUAUUGAAUAUAACAAACUUUUUGAAGGUUUCGACUACAAAAACGAUUUAUAUUCAUAUUAUGACAAAAAAUAUAGCCAAAAAGAAAAAAAUAUAAAUAAAAUAAAAAGUGUGAAUUGUAUUGAAACUACAGAAAAAGAAAAAAUAUAUGUCGUAUCUUCUUCUUAUGAACCACAAAACUGCACUGAAGAAAGAACUAUUAAUUUGUUUUAUAAUAAUAAACAAAGAUUAAUAGAAAAUGACAUAAUAGUUUUUAGCAAUUAUUUAUUACCAGUUGUUGAGCAUACGAUAUUUGAAAUUCCAAAAACAAUUUAUAUUUCUUUAAAAAAAGAUAUUGUAAAAGAUGAAGCUAGUUAUAUUUAUUAUGUAAAUAAUAAAGCAGAAGAUUUUAUAACUAUAUAUAAUAAUAAUGUUCAAAAUAGUUUAGAAAAACAAAAAAAGAUUAAAAAAGACUAUAUACCUACAGAAAAUAUAAAAGAAAUAACAAAGAAAUUCAAGAUAAACAACAGCAUUGUAGAUUUAGUAAAAUCAGGUGGCACAAGUAUUUCAGAACAUUCUAAAAAUAUUUUUACAAAAUCUUCUAAUAGUGAUAACACAAAGUCUAUAUUUGAUACAAUUAUAGAUCAAUCUUAUCAAACAGAAAUCUGCCAUAAUAAGAAGAUGUCUUUAAAAUUUAAAGAACCUUCAAUAAUUGAAACAGUUACCAAUUUAGGAAACAAACAAGAAGAAUAUGAAUUAACGGAAGAAGAAUUAGAACAUAUUGAAUAUAUAAAAAAAAUGGCUGAAGAAUCGGAAUUAGGUUUGAAUUUACCUAAUUCAUUUUUAGCUCAUAAACAAGAUACAAUAAAUGAUAAUAUUUCAUCUGAAAAUUCUAAUUCAUCAGAAACUUCUGGUGCAGAUGAUAUAAAAUCUUCAUUUGACUCAUCUUUUGAUAAUUCACAUACAAUUGAUACUCCAUAUUAUACUAAAAAAGAAUCUCCAAUUGAAAAAAUUUCAAUUGACGCAACUGUCACCAAUUUAGGAAACAAACAAGAAGAAUAUAAAUUAACGGAAGAAGAAUUAGCACAUAUUGAAUAUAUAAAAAAAAUGGCUGAAGAAUCGGAAUUAGGUUUGAAUUUACCUAAUUCAUUUUUAGCUCAUAAACAAGAUACAAUAAAUGAUAAUGUUUCAUUUGAAAAUUCUAAUUCAUCAGAAACUUCUGGAGCUGAUGAUAUAAAAUCUUCAUUUGACUCUUCCUUUGAUAAUUCACAUUCAAUUGAUAUUCCAUGUUAUACUAAAAAAGAAUCUCCAGUUGAAGAAAUUUCAGUUGACGAUAUUGUUGCCAAUCUAGGAAACAAACAGAAAGAAUAUGAAUUAACGGAAGAAGAAUUAGAACAUAUUGAAUAUAUAAAGAAAAUGUCUGAAGAAUCGGAAUUAGGUUUGAAUUUACCUAAUUCAUUUUUAGCUAAUAAACAAGAUACAUCAAAAGAUAAUGUUUCAUCUGAAAAUUCUAAUUCAUCAGAAACUUCUGGUGCAGAUGAUAUAAAAUCUUCAUUUAAUUCAUCUUUUGAUAAUUCACAUCCAAUUGAUAUUUCAUGCUAUACUAAAAAAGAUUCCCCAAUUGAAGAAAUUUCAUUUGAUGAAUCUGUUGCCAAUUUAGGAAACAAACAAGAAGAAUAUGAAUUAACGGAAGAAGAAUUAGCACAUAUAGAAUAUGUAAAGAAAAUGGCUGAAGAAUCAGAAAAAGAUGUAAAUUUACCUAAUUCUAUUUUAACACAGAAACAAAAUUCAUUAAAUGAUAAUGUUUCAUUUGAAAAUUCUAAUUCAUCAGAAACUUCUGGAGCUAAUGAUAUAAAAUCUUCAUUUGACUCUUCCUUUGAUAAUUCACAUCCAAUUGAUAUUCCAUGUUUUACUAAAAAAGAAUCUUCAAUUGAAGAAAUUUUAAUUGAUGAAACUGUUGCCAAUUUAGAAAAUAAACAAGAAGAAUUAGCACAUAUUAAAUAUAUAAAGAAAAUGGCUGAAGAAUCGGAAUUAGGUUUAAAUUUACCUAAUUCAUUCUUAACACAGAAACAAGAUUCAUCAAAUGAUAAUAUUUCAUUUGAAAGAUCCAAUUCAUCAGAAACGUCUGGUGCAGAUGAUAUAAAAUCUUCAUUUGACUCAUCUUUUGAUCAUUCACAUACAGUUGAUGUUCCAUCUUAUAAUAAAAAAGAAUCUCCAAUUGAAGAAAUUUCAAUUGACGAAACUGUUACCAAUUUAGAAAAGAAACAAGAAGAAUAUGAAUUAACGGAAAAAGAAUUAGCACAUAUUGAAUAUAUAAAGAAAAUGGCUGAAGAAUCGGAAUUAGGUUUGAAUUUACCUAAUUCAUUUUUAGCUAAUAAACAAGAUACAUCAAAAGAUAAUGUUUCAUCUGAAAAUUCUAAUUCAUCAGAAACUUCUGGUGCAGAUGAUAUAAAAUCUUCAUUUAAUUCAUCUUAUGAUAAUUCACAUCCAAUUGAUAUUUCAUGCUAUACUAAAAAAGAAUCUCCAAUUGAAGAAAUUUUAAUUGAUGAAACAGUUGCCAAUUUAGAAAAUAAACAAGAAGAAUAUGAAUUAACAGAAGAAGAAUUAGCACAUAUUGAAUAUAUAAAAAAAAUGGCUGAAGAAUCAGAAUUCGGUUUAAAUUUACCUAAUUCAUUCUUAACACAGAAACAAGAUACAUUAAAUGAUAAUAUUUCAUUUGAAAGAUCCAAUUCAUCAGAAACUUCUGGUGCAGAUGAUAUAAAAUCUUCAUUUGACUCUUCCUUUGAUAAUUCACAUCCAAUUGAUAUUCCAUGUUUAAUUAAAAAAGAAUCUCCAAUUGAAGAAAUUUUAAUUGAUGAAACUGUUGCCAAUUUAGAAAAUAAACAAGAAGAAUAUGAAUUAACGGAAGAAGAAUUAGCACAUAUUGAAAAUAUAAAAAAAAUGGCUGAAGAAUCAGAAAAAGGUUUGAAUUUACCUAAUUCAUUCUUAACACAGAAACAAGAUUCAUUAAAUGAUAAUGUUUCAUCUGAAAGUUUUAAUUCAUCAGAAACUUCUGUAGCAGAUGAUAUUAAAUCUUCAUUUGACUCAUCUUUUGAUCAUUCACAUCCAGUUGAUAUUCCAUCUUAUAAUAAAAAAGAAUCUCCAAUUGAAGAAAUUUCAAUUGAUGAAUCUGUUACCAAUUUAGGUAACAAACAAGAAGAAUAUGAAUUAACGGAAGAAAAAUUAGCACAUAUUGAAAAUAUAAAAAAAAUGGCUGAAGAAUCAGAAAAAGAUGUAAAUUUACCUAAUUCAUUUUCAUCUCAUAAACAAGAUACAUUAAAUGAAUAUAUUUCAUCUGAUUAUUCUUAUUCAACAGUAACUUCUGUUACUGAUGAUUUAAAAUUAUUAUUUGAAAAAUCUUUUGAUAGUUCACACGCUAUUGAUAUUCCAUGUUGUACUAAAAAAGAAUCACUUAUUGAAGAAGUUACUAUUGAUGAAACAGUUACCAAUUUAGAAAACAAGCAUGAAGAAGACAAAUUAUCAGAGGAUUAUGAAGAUAAAGUUGGGUUAUCUAGACCAUUUAUAACCGUUGAACACGAUAUUCUAAAUGAAAAAGAAAAAUUUGAAUACUCUGAUAUUAAUAUACUAGAAACUUCAAAUACUAGUAAUUCUAAGUUAUUAUUUGAUCAGUUAAAUUUGGUUGAAAAUUCUUUGUUACAGAAAAAAAGUGUUUUUACUAAGGAUCAUUCAAGUUUAGAAACAAUUGAUAAUUUUGAAAGAAAAAAAGAACAAAAUCAAUCAAAUGAAAUGAGAUUAAAUUGCUUAGAGAAUUUCAAUAAAGUGGAAAAAAAAAAGAAAUUAGAUGUUAAAUUGCCUGAAUCUUUUGUUGAACAAAAACAAGAUAUUUUUAAUAGUGGAAAUAGUUUCAAACAUAUAAAUGACCAAUACUUAGAAACAUUUAAAAGUGAAAAAUGUAAAUCUUUGUUUGAAACUUCUUUUGAUCAAAUAUAUACACUCGAAACAUGUACUUUUUCAAAAAAUACAUUACAUCAAACAAACACUUCAUCAGUUGAUGUAAAAACUACUAUCGAAAACAAGCAUAAAAAAAUAGAUAAUUUUGAAUCAGCAAAAAAAGAAAUUGAUCAUAUUUGCUCAAAUGAUAAUGUUCAAUUGCAUUGUGAAAAACAGCAAAAUGAUAAUCAAACAGAAGAAAGAAAUUCAGACAUUUACGAAAAUGAAAUAUCUAUGCUAUUAGAAUCUGAAAAUGUUAACUCUUCAUUUGAUUAUUCAUUUGACUUUUCUGAAAAAACUCCUUUUAUGUCAUACUACAAAAAAGAUUCACCACUUCUUUGUAGUUCAUUUGAAGAACAAAAUAAUGAUGAACAAGAAACAUUUUUUGAAUUAACACAUACCAAAAAAAAUAGUUUAAUAUCAAAAGAAGAUGAAAAAGAAAUUAAUUUAAAUAAAAUAUCCAUACAUAAAAAACAUGAAAGUUUUUCAAGUAAAAAUGUAUCUGAUAAUUACGAUUCCAAUUCAUCAGAAACUUCUGGUGCAAAUGAUAUAAAAUCUUCAUUUGACUCAUCUUUUGAUCAUUCACAUCCAAUUGAUAUUUCAUGCUAUACUAAAAAAGAUUCCCCAAUUGAAGAAAUUUCAAUUGACGAAACUGUUACCAAUUUAGGAAACAAACAAGAAGAAUAUGAAUUAACGGAAGAAGAAUUAGCACAUAUAGAAUAUAUAAAGAAAAUGGCUGAAGAAUCAGAAUUAGGUGAAAAUUUACCUAAUUCUAUUUUAACACAGAAACAAGAUACAUUAAAAGAUAAUGUUUUAUCUGAAAAUUCUAAUUCAACAGAAACUUCUGGAGCUGAUGAUAUAAAAUCUUCAUUUGAUUCAUCUUUUGAUAAUUCACAUACAAUUGAUACUCCAUAUUAUACUAAAAAAGAAUCUCCAAUUGAAAAAAUUUCAAUUGACGAAACUGUCACCAAUUUAGGAAACAAACAAGAAGAAUAUAAAUUAACGGAAGAAGAAUUAGCACAUAUAGAAUAUAUAAAGAAAAUGGCUGAAGAAUCUGAAUUAGGUUUAAAUUUACCUAAUUCAUUUUUAGCUCAUAAACAAGAUACAUUAAAAGAUAAUAUUUCAUUUGAAGAUUCCAAUUCAUCAGAAACUUCUGGAGCAGAUGAUAUUAAAUCUUCAUUUGACUCUUCUUUUGAUAAUUCACAUCCAAAUGAUAUUCCAUGCUAUACUAAAAAAGAUUCCCCAAUUGAAGAAAUUUCAAUUGACGAAACUGUUACCAAUUUAGGAAACAAACAAGAAGAAUAUGAAUUAACAGAAGAAGAAUUAGCACAUAUAGAAUAUAUAAAGAAAAUGGCUGAAGAAUCAGAAUUAGGUGAAAAUUUACCUAAUUCUAUUUUAACACAGAAACAAGAUACAUUAAAAGAUAAUGUUUUAUCUGAAAAUUCUAAUUCAACAGAAACUUCUGGAGCUGAUGAUAUAAAAUCUUCAUUUGAUUCAUCUUUUGAUCAUUCACAUCCAAUUGAUAUUCCAUGUAUUACUAAAAAAGAAUCUCCAAUUGAAGAAAUUUUAAUUGAUAAAACAGUUGCCAAUUUAGAAAAUAAACAAGAAGAAUAUGAAUUAACAGAAGAAGAAUUAGCACAUAUUGAAUAUAUAAAGAAAAUGGCUGAAGAAUCAGAAAAAGGUUUGAAUUUACCUAAUUCAUUCUUAACACAGAAACAAGAUUCAUUAAAUGAUAAUGUUUCAUCUGAAAGUUUUAAUUCAUCAGAAACUUCUGGUGCAGAUGAUAUAAAAUCUUCAUUUGACUCUUCCUUUGAUAAUACACAUCCAAAUGAUAUUCCAUGUAUUACUAAAAAAGAAUCUCCAAUUGAAGAAAUUUUAAUUGAUGAAACAGUUGCCAAUUUAGAAAAUAAACAAGAAGAAUAUGAAUUAACAGAAGAAGAAUUAGCACAUAUUGAAUAUAUAAAGAAAAUGGCUGAAGAAUCGGAAUUAGGUUUAAAUUUACUUAAUUCAUUCUUAACACAGAAACAAGAUUCAUCAAAUGAUAAUAUUUUUUCUGAAAUUUCUAAUUCAUCAGAAACUUCUGGAGCUGAUGAUAUAAAAUCUUCAUUUGACUCUUCCUUUGAUAAUUCACAUACAGUUGAUGUUCCAUCUUAUAAUAAAAAAGAAUCUCCAAUUGAAGAAAUUUCAAUUGACGAAACUGUCACCAAUUUAGAAAAUAAACAAGAAGAAUAUGAAUUAACGGAAGAAAAAUUAGCACAUAUUGAAAAUAUAAAGAAAAUGGCUGAAGAAUCGGAAUUAGGUUUAAAUUUACCUAAUUCAUUUUUAUUCCAUAAACAAGAUUCAUUAAAAGAUAAUAUUUCAUCUGAAAGUUUUAAUUCAUCAGAAACUUCUGGUGCAGAUGAUAUAAAAUCUUCAUUUGACUCAUCUUUUGAUAAUUCACAUCCAAUUGAUAUUCCAUGUUUAAUUAAAAAAGAAUCUCCAAUUGAAGAAAUUUUAAUUGAUGAAACUGUUGCCAAUUUAGAAAAUAAACAAGAAGAAUAUGAAUUAACGGAAGAAGAAUUAGCACAUAUUGAAAAUAUAAAAAAAAUGGCUGAAGAAUCAGAAAAAGGUUUGAAUUUAACUAAUUCAUUCUUAACACAGAAACAAGAUUCAUUAAAUGAUAAUGUUUCAUCCGAAAGUUUUAAUUCAUCAGAAACUUCUGGUGCAGAUGAUAUAAAAUCUUCAUUUGACUCUUCCUUUGAUAAUUCACAUCCAAAUGAUAUUCCAUGUUUUACUAAAAAAGAAUCUCCAAUUGAAGAAAUUUUAAUUGAUGAAACUGUUGCCAAUUUAGAAAAUAAACAAGAAGAAUAUGAAUUAACAGAAGAAGAAUUAGCACAUAUUGAAUAUAUAAAGAAAAUGGCUGAAGAAUCGGAAUUAGGUUUAAAUUUACCUAAUUCAUUCUUAACACAGAAACAAGAUUCAUCAAAUGAUAAUAUUUUAUCUGAAAUUUCUAAUUCAUCAGAAACUUCUGGAGCUGAUGAUAUAAAAUCUUCAUUUGACUCUUCCUUUGAUAAUUCACAUACAGUUGAUGUUCCAUCUUAUAAUAAAAAAGAAUCUCCAAUUGAAGAAAUUUCAAUUGAUGAAACUGUUACCAAUUUAGAAAACAAACAAGAAGAAUAUGAAUUAACGGAAGAAGAAUUAGCACAUAUUGAAAAUAUAAAAAAAAUGGCUGAAGAAUCAGAAAAAGGUUUGAAUUUACCAAAUUCAUUUUUAGCUCAUAAACAUGAUACAUUAAAAGAUUAUAUUUCAUUUGAAGAUUCCAAUUCAACAGAAACUUCUAAAGCAGAUGAUAUUAAAUCUUCAUUUGACUCUUCUUUUGAUUAUUCAUAUCCAAUUGAUCAUUCAUGUUAUACUAAAAAAGAAUUUCCAAUUGACGAAAUUUCAAUUGAUGAAACAUUUACCAAUUUUGACAAUAAAAAAGAAGUGUAUCAAUCAACAGAAGAAAAAUUGUCUAAUUUAAAAAAUUUAAGAAACCUUGAUGAUGUUGAAUUUUCGGAAAACAGUAUGCUUUCUACAAUUUGUGACAACAAUGUUUCCCAAAAUCAUGAAUUUUUUGAAACUGACAAUUUAUUAUCCAGUGAACAUGAAAGUAAUUUAGAACAAAAGGACGAAAAGAAUUCUAUUGCAAAACAGAAUUUUCCUUUAUUUCCCAAAACAGCUGACCAUUUUGAUAAUUUUGCAAGCAAAAUAUCACAAAAUUUGAAUAUUGCUAAAAUACCAACUCAAAAAUCUAUUCAAAUGAGAUUAAAAUCAGAAGGAAACAUAUUUUCAGAUGUCUUCAAUAAUACAAUAUAUGAAGAAAUUUCAAAUUCUUCUAGUAAUGAUAAUGUUAAUUUUUAUCCAUCAAAUAAUAAAAAUUAUACAAAUCAAGAAUAUUAUGGUGCACAAACUUCACUUGAUUCAUCUUUACUUCAAAAAGAACAAAAUUAUGAAAAUUUAUCUUUUUAUGUUAAGCAAGCACAAUAUAAAAAUGGUAUUCCAAAAUCAUUAGAGUCAAGAAUAUUUACUCAUCGUGAGUAUAUUAAAAAUAAUAUAUUAAAUAAUGAUAAUUUUAAUAAUCACUUUUUAAAACAACGUAGUUCAUCAAUUGAUUUUGCAUGCCAUCGUCGUGGAAAAAUGAAUAGAAAUAGACGACAACAUUUUAAAGAAAAUAUUGCUUUUUUGAAAAAUAUAAAUAGUUUUGAAAAAUGCGAACAUAGAAGCUAUAAUGUUGAAACAGCUGAUCUUACAAAUAUUAAUUUUUUGGUGAGAUUAAAUUUUUAUGCAUUAAAAUUAAGUGGAGAAAUUGCUGAAAAAGCAGGAGCAGAUUUAAUUUGUUAUCUUAAAAAUCAAAAUAAUCCACGUGUUAGGUAUUUUGAAAAUCGUAAUGUACCAUUUGAACAUGAAGAUUUUGUUGAAUCAUUGGAAAAUAGUGAGGAAGAAAAUUUAUUACAAAACUUUAAAGUAUUGGAGACUAAACAUUCAGACACAAAAAAAACAAAUAUUAAAUCAUCUCCAUUCUCUAUCAAUAUUAAAGGAUUUUUAAAUACAACAAAAUCUUAUUUAUAUAAUAAUAAAAAGAAUCAAAAUCUUCCCAUAUCACAACCUGAACUACCCAACUUUUCAAGAAAAUUUUCUUCUGAUUUAUCAAAAAAUUUAAUUAAACAUGAAAAGCCUUUAUUAAGAAAAAAUUCUGAUAUAUUAAAUCUUUUUAGAAAAGCAAGUUAUUCUUCUUUAACUGUAGAACCACCAAUUUAUCUUCCUGAUAAUGCCUUAAAAGGACUAACAGAUGAUGAAAUUAAUCAUAUUUCUUCUGUUAUUAAAAAUGCAAAUAGUUUUCACACCAAAUCUCCAAAAACAUCAGUUCAGUAUGAAAAUUUGAAUAUAGAAAAUUUGAACAUGGAGGAACAAAAACAUGUCAAAAAUGUAUUAAGAAAAGCUUCAUUGAUUGAAGCAGAAUUUCAUUCCAAACAUUUUAAUAAACCACUAUUUGAAAAUGAAAAUAAUAGUAAUCUUGAUAAUUACAACACUGAUGAUAAUAUUUUGACAUCUGAAGAAAUUAAACACAUAGAAAAAAUUGCAAAACUAGCAGAAAUGGAUGAUGCUAUCAAUAAAUUUACUAUAAAAACAUUUGAAAAUGAUAUUUUUAAAAAUAAUUUGGAUUUAAAUGUUGAACCUGAACAUGUUUCUUUUACAAAUAAUUUGAAAAUAGAAGAAAAGAAACAUUCUGCUGUUAAAGUUCAGAUGCACAAUGGAUUAAAGUCAACAACAAUAAGUAGUUUUGACAAUUCUUCCGAAUUAACGCAAGAAGAAUUAAAUCACAUUGCCAAAAUCAACCAAAUGGCGGAAGAAGAUACUGCAAUGGAUGUAUUCUAUGGAAGAGUUAAGUCAGAAGAAAAUCAACCAAAUAGAUUUAACGAGGAAUUGACAGAAGAAGAAUUAGAACACAUAAGAAAAAUUAAUGAAAUGGCUAUUAAAGAAGCAGAGUUUGACAUGAAUAAUCUUAAUUCUAAACAAAAUAUUACUAAAACUUUCUACAACAUGGAGACAGAUGAAUAUAGUAGCGAUUCUGAAGAUAGAAACGAAUCUUAUAUUAAUAGUGUUGAUAAAACUGAUAGUUCAGAUGAAAUGUUAUUAAAUGACAAAUUAUAUGAUACUAAUAAAUGUGAUAAAAUUUCAACAAAAGAAUAUCAAUUAACUGAUGAAGAAAUUAAUUAUAUAAAAAAAAUUCAAGAAUUAGCAGAGCAAGAAAAUUCAAUUUCAUACACCCAAACUCCAUUUAUACAAGAGAAUACACCUAUUACUACAAUAAAAAAAGAACUAUCAUUAACAAAUGAGGAAAUAGAACACAUAAAAAUGAUUCAAAAUAUGGCUGAUACUGAUGCAUCCAAUACUCAUAUAAAAUUGCAUGAAAAAUCAUCACUAUUAAAGUCUGACAAUAAUGAAUUAACAAAAGAUGAAAUAGAACAUAUACGAAAAGUGGAAACAAUGAUUGAUCAAGAAGAACAAAAAACAAUUUUAACAUUAAAAAAUCAUGAAUCACCAGAAAAACCUAUUUUAUCAAAAGUUUCCCAGCUAACUAAUGAAGAAAUUGAACAUAUAAAUAAAAUACAAAAAAUGAUAGAAAUGGAUGAAUUAGCUUCAUAUUCACAUUUAUCAAAGAAUAAGGGUAUAGAAUUUGAAAUUUUGUCUAACUCUAAAAAUAGCAAAUAUAAAAAAGAAAAUAUGUCAAAAAAUGAAUUAAUUAGUAAUUAUAUAAAUAAUGAUAUUCACGAAAUGAUAGAUAAAAAAUUGAUAAGUACAGAUAGAAAUUUAACUCAAUGUAAUAAAAUAAUGACAGCUGAAGAUGAAUUUUUAAAUAAUAUAACAUCAACUCAAAUAUCUUCUUCUAAUUUAUAUAAUAUUUCUUUACCAUCUGAUUUUAUUGAGCCAAAAAAAUUCCAACCAUAUAAAAGUACAGACUCAUCAACUACUUUAGAAAGUGUUAGUAGUAGCAUAAGUAAUAAAAAAGAUUCUAAUUUAUACAACGAAAAUAAAGAAAAAUCAUGUUCAUCAAAAUAUACAAGUACUGAUACUGGUAACUUUAGUGAUUAUUCAGAUGAUUCAAUUAAAUACAAUAAAAAUUUUGAUGAUAAAAUUGAAAUUAAUGAACCAUUUAAACAAUCUAAAGAUAGAUUAAAAAUUCAAAAAUUAAAACGUUCAAAAAGUUUAGAAUGUUUAUCAUUGAUUGAAUCUGAUGAGGAUAUAGAUUUAUCUUAUGCUUUACAUAUACGUUAUUCACUACCAUUAAAUUUAAUAUCAAAUGAUACAAAAGAAUAUUAUAAAAACACUCAAGAGACAGAACAAAUUUUUGCUCAGAUUCAACAAUUUAAUGAACCAGAAUAUAUUAAUAAAAUUUUGAAUGUUGAAGAGAAGUAUCAACCAAAAAAUAUUUUAUUAAAUGAAGAAACAAAAACUAUUUGUGAUAUUGAGGAAGAAGAAGGCAACCAAUAUGAAAAAUGGAAUGAAAACAAUGGUACUAAAAUUAUUUAUUCAAAAGAGUCCCAUGACGAUAAAAAAUAUAUAGAUUUUUGUAAAACACCAAUAUUAAGAAAAAAAAUUGAAAAUAUAAUUAAAAUCGAUAGUUCAAAUGAUAAUAUUUAUGGAAAUGAAAGAACCAAAGCAUCUACAAAUUUAUUCUUAACAUCGGUAAAUGAGGAUAAGUCUAGUAAGCAAGAUAUAUUAAAGACACAUGAACAAAUAGAAAAAAGAGUAGAUGCCGAGAGUCAUUCUUUGUUCAGUCAACACUUAGACUUUAAUGGUAGUAACCUCUUACAUCAGUUAAAUUGUGAAAAUUUAUCUCUUAUUUCUGGCAAAAGCAAUAGUAUCAGCACUUUUUAUAGUACAGGAGAAGAGAAUAAAGUAAGAGAACAAAUAAGACAGACCUCCUCAUCAUGUAACCAGGCAUCCUCUAUUGGUUCUGACUAUAUUUAUCAUUCAAAUGAAAGCACAUAUAAACAUAAUAUUUUGCCAAUAACUUCUGCACCCAACAAUAUUUCUCUUUUGGACAAACAUUAUCAUUUAACCAACGAGAACAGUAGGAUAAAUAAGGAAAAUAGUAAUAUCAUCAAAGACAAAAACGUUGUUGUGGAAAACAGCAACAUUGACCAAACAUUUCUUCCUUCCUUUUCUUUUCCUCAAUUAAUAAAUAACAAAAUUCAUAAUAAUAAUAUUGAAAGUAAAAAUUUAUCUUCUACUACCUUUGAAGAAAAUAAUUCUACUAAUAUUUUUAAUACAACACCUUCUUCUUUAACAUCUAUUUUACAAGAUAAGGAAUUCUUUAAUUCUUCAAUUGGAAUUCCAUUAAAUUCUCAAAACCAGGUAUCAAAUAUCACAAAUGAAGUUUACGAAAAUAAUUUAACAAAUACCAAAUUUAGUAAUGAUAAUAUAAUCGGGUAUAUUGGAUCGGAAAAUUUUGGAAGAGAAGUAUCAUCACCACAAAAAAUAGUAGAUAAAACAUUAUUUUCAAAAGCAAACUUUAAAAUGUUUAAGUCAUCAAAUAGUGGUUUCUCACGAUUUGGAAGUUUAGGAAAACUAGCAAAUGCCGCUAUAAGUAGUGCCCAAAAAGCAGGAGAGCAAAUUACGGCAGUUGCUAAUAAUGCAGUUGCUCAAGCUACCAGUAUGGAUAAUAUUACUUCUUUAGGACAGAAUACACAACAACAAUCCUCAAAAGAUCUUUCUUAUUCUUUAUCUCCAUCUUCAAAUAAAAGAACCCAAAGUGCUUUUAAUGUAUCUGAAGGUGGUAAUAUUCAACAUCAAUCAAAAGAAGGAAGUAUGUCGACAAAUUAUAUUUCAAGUGCAAUACCAACAAACAUCCCAAAUCCUAUUGAAUUGCCUCCAGGUUUAGAGGAGUUAUCAGAUGAAGAAAGACGUAAGAUUUUAGCUAUAUUAAUAGAAGCUGAAAAUAUUAAUAAUGCAGAUUAUAAUGUCCAACCAACAAUAAAACAAAAUGAAUGUAUUGAAAAAGCACAACAACAACAACACCAACAACAAGAAGUUAAUAUAACUCAUCAAAAUAUUAAAAAUGAUAUUACUAAUGAAAGGAUUUUUAAUGAAGAGAAAAAGCCUUCAUUAUCAGAAAUUAAAGAUAGUCAUCCAAUUAAUUAUUCUAGAGACAAUCAAUUAAAUAAAAAUGAAAUGCACUUUAAAGAUUAUUCUCCAAAUGUAAUAGAAACAAAAAGUGACAUACCAAAGUAUAAUGAGGUAAAGGAAAAAGAAUAUUCACAGGCAUCCUUGAUAACAAAUAUUCCUAAUGAAGACAGUGAAAAUUAUGAUAAUAAAAUAUCUUAUAAUGUUGGCAAAAAUGUAAAUGAUUCAUCGUAUUCAAAUACAUUUGAGACACCUAAUAAUUUAAAUUUCAAAAAAGAAUAUAAUAAUAAAAAUAAUGAAAAAUUUAAUGACAAUGAAACAUAUUUAGAUAGAAGUAAUAAUACUUCUUCAACUGACGAUAAAAUAAAAAAUAAUAAUAUUGUUGAUAAUUACGGUAAUAAUGAUAUAAAACAUUCUGGCACACUUCAACAAUACCCAUUAACAAUUGAUAACGUAUCAUCAAAUUAUAUUUAUGAUAAUGAUGCUAUUUCUAAUGUUUCACCACAAUAUGAGUACUAUGAAGAUUCAGAAAUUAAACAAUAUGAAAAUCUUGAAAAAGAUAUUUAUAAUAAUAUAUCAUCAACUAAAGGAAAUUCGGUAAAUCUUAUUUUAUCACCAAAUGAAAAUGAUAGUAAUGUUGGAAAAGUAGAUGGUGUUGAGUUAUCAGGAGAAAUGUUAUAUUCAUCGUAUGACGAUACAGAAGAUCUUGAUAAUAUUGAACUUGAAAAUGUUUAUACAAUGAAAAAACCAAGAAUGUGGACAACGGUUUUUACAGAUGAGAAUGAUUCAGAAGAUGGUUGUAAUGAUAAUGGUGGUGUCUCAACAUCAGUUAAUUUAGUGGAAAAACAUGAUGAUUGGUUAAUGGAAGAUAGCAGUUGUCAACCAAUGGUAUCUGAUACAACUAACAGAAUAUCUGCUUUAAAUAUGAUGGGAAAUUCUGAUGAAGGAUAUGAGGUUGAAAUGGACGAUCCAUUAUCACAAGAAAUGGUUAUUACGAAUUUACAAAAUGUAUCAUCAUCAGGAUAUGGACAACAUCAUUCAGAUUCUAAUAAAAAAAAUACAUCAUUAAAUAGACAUUCAAUAAAUGAAACUCCAGUUAUACUAGUCACUUCUCAUAAAGAUGACCAACAUGUUAAUAGAUAUGAAGACUCAUCUGAAGGUGAUACAAGUCCUAGUUCUGAUGAAGACGAUUAUCCAGAUCAUGUUAUUGAAGUACCAACAAUGGCACCAACAAUUAAUUAUGAUGAUACAAUAGAUAAUGAAAAAAAAUUAGCAUUAGAAAGGGAAAUUAUCCAGCAAAUACAAUCAUUUGGUGAGGCUGCAAACGAUGAAUUUGAUGUUCAAUGGAAAUCGGAAAAUGAACAAAAUAACGAAAAAAGAAAAGAUAUUGAAAAAGGAAAACAAUCACAAGAUAAUUUAGAUAAAAAUCAAUCAAAUAAUCGUAUUAAUCCAUUUAUAGAUAAUUCUAAAUUUAAUGAUUUUACAGCAAAUGAUGCUUCAACAGCAUACGAAGAUGACAUUUCAAAUAGUGGUGAGUCAUCUACUGUUAUUGUAAAAUCAUUGAAAAAUAGAUCAGAUCAAGAAGAUGCUAAAAAUAAAAUUAAUUCAACAUCUUCUCAAGUAUUACGUCCAGGGCCUGUUUAUACAAUUCCAGAAAAUAUUGAAGAAGAUUCUUCUAAUAAUACUGAAGAAAAGUAUAUUGCUCACAAAAUUGAAAGAAAACCUUUAAUUAUAUCUUUAAAUGAAAUAGAUAAAUAUCAGUUGGCAAAAAAUAAUAAUCAAAUUAAUAAAAAAACAUAUAAUGAUCAUCAAAUAUACUCAGGACAAAUAAAAAAUUAUAAUGAAAAUAAAGAAAUUAUUGAUAAUGGAAAAAUAAAUAAUAUUGUAACAUUAAAAGAAGAUAAAAGUAAUAAUAAACAAUCGUCAGAUUUAUCUAACAAUUUAAUAAAAAGACAAUCUACUCAAUCUACAUCGGGACAACAAUCAGCAAUUUCAAGUAUUUCAGAAUAUACUGAACAAACUAACAGACGUUUAAAGGAAUUAGAAGAACGCCUUGAAUCAAAAACAAAUAAAGAUAUGGAAACUGUCAAAAAGCAACUUAAUCAAUUAUUACAACAAGGAAAUAAUGUAAAUUCUGAUAAAAGAUUAAAUAAUGAUAUAACAGAUGGAGCAUCUAUAUACGAUAAUAGUCGUUUUAAAUAUAAAAUAUCUGAUGAUAAAAAAUACAAAGAGAAUUAUGGUAAAUCAAAUGAUAUAAUUCAAUCACAUGAUUAUCCUAAUUUGUUUCCUAAAUUAUUAGAUAAUGCUACAGAAAAAGAUAUUAUUGAAGCAUCAAUUGCAAAUACCAAUGAUAAUUCUUUUGCUAAAUUAAAACGUUCUCCAGCAAUGAUAUUAACAUCUGAAGAUUCAAUAAAUAAUAGUAGAAUAAAUGAAAUGAUUGAAAAAUCUCAGAUUAAUACAAUUAAAAAUGAUGAUGAAACAAUUAGUCAAAAUAUUGUAACAUUUGAAACUGGAAGAAGAAAGUUACCAUCACUUCCUAUACAGCAUCAAUCAAUUCCUCAACAACGUUUUUCUACGCAAUCAUUAUAUUAUUCUUAUUCACUUGCUAAUCUUCUUGGUACACCUUCUUCUAAUGAACUACCAAAAGAUUUUACAUUGUCAUAUGAUGAUUUAACUAAAUUUUCUCUUAAUCCUGGGAAUCAAACAUCUUUAACUAUAUCUAAUGAUGAUGAAAAAAGAAAAACAUUAUCAGGAACAUUUAAAUUAUCAAAUGAUAUUAAUGAUUCAAUGACAAAAAUAACUCAAGAUAAUUUUACACUUUCAACUAAAGUUGGUUUAAAUAAUGCCAGUAAAAUUGCUUUUACUAAUGAACCAUCUAUUCAUCCUGGAGCUUCAUUUAGAAAACCAAAUUCUUUACCACAACAACAAAUGUUUUUUAUACCAUCAAAUUUACAUUCACAAGUAUUAGGACAAUCUGAUAAUAAUUAUGAUAAUUUUAUAAAAACAUCAGGAACAAUACCAUCAAAUAUUUCUUUAUUAAAAGGUAAGAUUCAACAAUCUAUUUUAACACAACCAAUAGAGAAACAACAAAAGAUGUGUGAUAUAAUGGCACGUGUAGCAUUUAAAAAUGAAUUAAAAGAAAAAUUAGCUAAACGUUUAUUGUUAAAUGAUAAAACAGAAAUUGAAGCUAAUCAAAGAAAUUAUAAAAUUAAUAAAAUGUAUACUACAGGAAUUGUAACUGAAAUAAGACCACCAGAAUUAAAUCUUAUUCCUGAUACAAUUAAAUCUGAUUUACCAGAAGAGAUAACCAAAAAUGCACGAAUUACAAAGACAAAAGAUUUAAUUGAUAGUAUUGAUACAUUUGAAAAUUUAAAAAAUUCUUUUGAUCAAUUUGAUAUGAAAAUGAAAAAAUUAUAUAAUUAUCCUGUAGUAACUUCUAAAAAUUUACCAUUAUAUCAUUUAUCACAAAAUCAUGAAAAAUCAACAUCUAUAUCAAAUUCAAAUAAACCACAAUUAUCAUUAGAUAAUAUAAAUGUUUCUUCAUUAAAAUCUGUUGCUUGUCAAUGUGAUCCAUCAUCAAUUCCUAUAUAUAAAACAACUGAUAAAAAAAUUUAUUUUGAAGCUGAAACACAAACAAAUAUUUUAGAUACUCUUACUUUACCUAUAUAUCAAACUAAUACUAAUAAAAUAUUAGAUAAUAAAAAAGAAAAAGACAACAUAAAAGAUAAUGAAUCAUAUUUAGUAAAUACUACAGGUAAAAAGAACCAGUCAUCUCAAAUAUUUGAUAAUAAGAAUAGCAAUGUUGAAUGCCAGACAGAUGUUAGUUUAUUAUUAUUAAAAAAUAAACAAAAAGAAGAUCAAAAGAUAUUUAAUUCUAUUCCAAAUUUGUCAGAAUAUGACAAUAAUUUAUAUAAUUCAUAUAAUAUUUAUAAUCCUAUAACAGGAUUUUUAAGAAGGUCUAAUAUUUCUAAAGAUAUAAAUAAUGAUACUAUAAAAAAUUAUAAUCAAAAUAUGCAAUAUGUAUCAAUGACACAUUUAAAUAAUUUAGAAGGAAGUUUUUAUUCACCAAAAUGUUAUACUAAUAAAGGUGAAAAUAUAGAUUCACAACAAUUUUAUUCAAGUUUAGAAGCUUUAAAUACACUUGGAGGAGAAGAAGAUUUAGAAUAUAAAAGAAUGGAUGCAAUGAAUGAAAUUGCUAAAAGGAAAGAAAAAUUAAAUACUUUAAGAAGAAUAAAAGAAACUAUAAAUACAGGAAACAAUUUUGGUUUAAAUAGACCCCUUCAACAAUUAAUUUUAAAUAAGUCUCAAGACCAAUUAUAUGAAACAGAUUAUUCCUCAACUGUUCCACAUUAUAGUUCAAUGCCUAUGUUAUCUGAACAGUCAAAUAUAUAUGAUAUUAAUGAUUGUAUUUUACAAGAUGCUAUUAAAAAUCCAUAUUCAACUUUAGGAAGACGUUAUAGAGAACAAAAUUUAUCAAGAGAUACCAAUCGUUAUAAAUAUUUUGAUAAUAAUUUAAAUUAUCAUUCAUCAUUACCAAGAAAUUAUGGACUUUCAAGAUCAUAUGAUAAUCAAAGAAAUGUAGAAUCAAAUAUUUUAGGAUAUCAACAAUCAUUAUCUAAUCAAUUAUCUACUCGUGAUAAUAUUAAUAGACCAUAUUUAAGUAAAAGUGUUUAUGAUUUAAAUAAUCCAUACCAAAUGAGAGAAGAUAAUAUUUAUGGAAAUAUUUAUGAUCAACAACAAGGAUAUGAAAUAAGAAAAAAUUUAUUAGAUAAAAAUUUAUCACGUUCUUAUAAUGGAUUAUUAGAUCCCUAUAAUAGUAAUAUUUACAGACAUUCAAAUCACAUUAAUAAUUUAUUACAACACAAACAAGAAGAAAUGCAAAAUGAUAUGCUCACAGAAUAUGCUAAUUAUCUAAAUAAACAUUAUAUGUCUGGAGGUAACGAUGUUGAUAAUAAUUUAAUAAAUGAUAUUAUAUCAUCACGUCAAGGACAAAUACCUGAAACAGAUCUUGUUUAUGAUAACCAAUAUCAAUAUCAUCAAAACACAUUAAUACCGUAUUUUGAUAAUAAUAUGAGUAAUAUGAAAACAAAUAUCCCAAUGGAUUCAUUUCAAAAUUAUUAUAGAAGUGCUACACUUCCAAGUCAAGUAUAUAGUAGAAAAGAAGCUAAUUAUGGUGCAAGGCCAUUUACUCGUGUUGGAGAAUAUGGUAAUGGUUUUCGUAAUAAUAAUAAUUUACAACAACAAAACCAAUAUUCUGAUAUUCGAAAAAAUCAAUUGAAUGAUUAUCAAUAUAAUAUUAAUAAAUUUUCACCUUAUAAUAAUCAUACAUCUUUAACAGAUGAAAUAAAUGCACAUUUAAAAGAAGAUCCAUUAUCAAAAGUUUAUGCAACUAUUAAACAAGAUAAUUAUAGAAAAAAUUUAUUAAAUAAUUAUAAUAAUAUUGAAGGAGAACAUUUGAAUAGAAAUGAUUAUUCUAAUAUGUAUCAUCAGAAAUCAUUGUUUAGACCAUUACCAUCUGUUUUGAAAAAAACAUCAAUUUUUGAUUUACAAAAUAAUGAUAAUAAUCAUUUAUAUAGAAAUUAUAAAAAUUUUAUGGAUAGAAAAGAACAAUAUUAUUCACCAUAUAAUAAUUCAAAGAAAGAUUUAUCAUUAUUUAAUAUAUCAAUGCCAGAAGAUUUACCAAUAAAAAGAAGAUUACGUGAAUCAUCAAUAAAAAGAAUUUUAUUAACAAGAAAAUAUAAAAAUAGUAAUUUUUUUAAUGAUACUGGAAUUAGAAUAACAGGUGGUAAAAAAUUAGAUGAUGGUGAUUUAGGUGCAUUUAUAACAGCUAUUAAUAAAAAUCAUUGUUAUGAAACAUUAGGUGAAAUUCAAGAAGGUGAUCAAGUAUUAGCUAUUAAUGAUAUAAGUCUUUCAGGUAAAAGUUAUGAAGAAGUUGAAAGAAUAUUAAAUAGUAGUAAAGGUGAAAUUGAAAUUGCUAUAAAACCAGGUAAAAAAAAUGAUAAUUCAGGAGGAAUUUUAUCUUCUACAAAUAAUGAUAGAAUGUAUGAUGAUGUCCCAGGAGAUAACAAUGGUAUUUAUAAAAAACCAUUAAAAAGUACAUUAAAAAAAUCAUCUACACGUAGUAUAAAUAGACAAGUUUAUUACGAAGAUUCUACACCUGAUGGUAUUUCAGAUGGAAGAAUAAAAGAAGCUCCACCAAUACCUGCACAUAGACAUGAACUUACAAAUACUAAUUAUAAUACAAAUGAUUGUGGAAAAAAUAAUGAUUAUAAUUAUAGCCCUAAACGAUUACCAAAAUCAAUAAAUAAUUCAAAUGGUUAUCUACAAAUAGCAUUAGCUUAUGAUUUAUCACAAAAUUUACUUUUUGUUACAGUUAUUGCUGCUAGAAAUUUGAAAAUGAAAAGUACAUAUGAUUCUAUCGUUUUACCAAACCCAUUUGUCAAAAUUUAUUUAUUACCAAAUAGAAAAGUAUCUAGUAAACGUAGAACAAAAUAUAUUCCUAAUACAUCAGAUCCUGUAUGGAAUCAGAUGGUUGAAUAUCAUGUUUCAUAUGAAAGAUUACCCUCACAAUGGUUAGAAUUUACUGUUUGGGAUUAUGAUAAAUAUAGCGAUAGUUUGUCUUUAGGACAAGUAAUAAUAUCAUUAUCUGAUUCACAGAUAUUUGAUAAUCGUCCACGUUGGUAUCCAUUACACUCAACUAGAGGAGAAUCAGAAUCAAUUUUAAAUAAUACUUCUACUUCAUCCUACAAUUCAUCAUUUUCAAAAAAUCUUAGCAAACCUUCUUUCAUAAAAGCAAUUUGUUAG